Messenger RNA from Paramisgurnus dabryanus, 7002 nucleotides. It is a transcript of the gene ticrr, whose product is annotated as TopBP1-interacting, checkpoint, and replication regulator. Lineage: Eukaryota; Metazoa; Chordata; Actinopteri; Cypriniformes; Cobitidae. The record is from RefSeq and is a predicted model, not a curated record. Gene Ontology annotation, biological process: mitotic DNA replication checkpoint signaling; response to ionizing radiation; mitotic G2 DNA damage checkpoint signaling. Gene Ontology annotation, cellular component: nucleus. Gene Ontology annotation, molecular function: chromatin binding.
AAUGUCUGUAUGGAUUCUGUAUGAUUAUAGAUUCAGGAUGGGUUUCAUACAUUUCACCAUCAUCCAGGCAAAUUAAUGGGAAGAAUAAUGUUUUAUUGUGUGUCACUGGGAGCUUAUCUAAGAAAUGCUAUUCUGACAUUUCCUUUCUCUAUAUUCUACUACACAAAGAUAGCAGUCAUCUGUUUUUGUGCCAGAACUAACAGUUUAAUUUACGAAAUCUUUCCUUUUAUCAAUUUUAUCCUGACCUUUAACUACGUCAUCCUUUCUUGGCAACAACAGGGGGAAAUUUUCAUGCAUUAAAAAACAGCCAGAUUUGGGUUGACUGCAUCAAAAGUACAUAUAAACAAAUACUUGGAUGGGAGUUUAAAGUUGAUUGGUUUGGUUAUGUAGACCGAAAAAACAAAAACAACAGGGACCAGCAGUCCCUUAUUAUGUAUUCUGAUUGUGAAUACAUAAUAAGGGACUGGAGGAUUGUGCAUUACUUGUCCUCCUUCGUGUUUUAACUGCAGCAGGCUCAAUAAACCCUGCUUGUCCUUAUUGUUUUCAUGUCUUUUCAGUAUCAACACUGACCAAACGCAUAAUUAUUAUAAUAUAUUAAAGUGAUACUUAAAAGAGAUUAAUUAUAAUGAUUUUUUUAAAGCAUUCUCAUCUCUAGUUUGGUCACUUUUAACGCUAUUUCAAAAGUUUUCAAUUAACUUUGACUCCUGUCCGGUAGAUGCCAGUAGCGCAUAAAUAAUGCUCUUUAUACUACGCAAAAGAAGAAGCGUUUUUAUUGACGUUUCUGUAGACGUAUGGCAGCGCGAGAAGUGAAUGACGUCUUUGUAUUUAUUUUAUUGAUGGCGCUUUCCGGCCAAUCAUACAACGGGAAACGAAUGACGUUUUUAAAGUUCGUUUUAGAGCGUUUGUUUUUGCCCAAUCACGUUAAGCGAAUUCGGAAGCGCCAAGAGUUGAAGGCAAAUCUUGAGGCAAAGGCUAACGUAAAUUCUGAAGUACAUAUACACAAUUGUUAGGUAUUUUUUUAUAAACAUGCCCGUUUUAGCGAUAUAUUUAAAUGGAUGAAGUUAAUUUUGAUCGCGUUCUGCUCGUUUUACCUCAACGAUGUCUAGAGUUAUGAAAAGUAACGGACGCGUGCAUUUGUUUGCACUUCUAGCCGCUCGCGCUACGUUGUUGCGGUAGCGUUUAAAAUGUUCUUGUUUCGUUAUAUUAAAGUACGUGACGCCACGCCCUGUAUUCGUUUUUAUUCAUUCAAGUUGUUAACAUCCAUACAUCACCAUUUGAUCGUUGAAUGCGACAGUGCGUGAUCCAGUGCAGUUAUGGCCUCUCAGAAUGUGGUAUUUGCUAUCGAUGUGGAUUAUCGACCGGAUGAAAACAGCAGCACCGUCGGUGCCUAUCAAAAUCACCUCAAAAAUUGGAUAUUAAGAGUCCUGCUCUGUUGUGGUAAUAAAUAUGGACUGGAAAAAGUGCGAUGGGGUUAUAAAUUCUUUCAUUCGAGGACUGUGAAAAGUGCCACGCUUAUUGCAAGAGGCGCAGAUUUCAAAGAGCUUCACGAGAAGGCGUUCAGUGACUUCGAGGACGAACUGCGCGUCAAAUUCAGCGUGGACGGAAAGUCGCCUAAAUGUCGAGAUCGCAAACUAAAACCGAGUCCGUCGAGUUGUGUCCAGAAUGCUUUGAAAGAGAUCCUCCUUGAUUUCCAGUGGGACAGACCUGACCUGACAUCUCCCACCAAAGUGACACUGAGACCAAGAAGGUCGAGUCGAAAUGGCAGAAAUGUCCCCUUGCAGGACGAGGACCUGUUAAGCAUUGAUAAAAACGUCCUGUUUGUCAUUUCUGAAUGUCCACGCUCCAAAAAUGAAUUGGGGGACUACUUGUUUCUGCGUAGGGAUGACGGUAGACAACAUAAAGAUAUACGAGAACAGGUGCUGUCCAAAAGUCUCAUAGAUAUGCUUACCCAACGAAAAGUUGUGAUGCAUUGGGCUGAUUCAGGCAUAUUGAAGGCUAACAAUGGAGUAGAAGACUACACUGGCAUAGAAACAAUGGCCGAGCUUCUGGAACAGAUUGGUGGACAGGUGGUGCCCAUGCUGUCUUCAUGUUUGCCACUGAGAGAUCAACACCCAGGUGUAAGCCCUGCACUGUCUAUGGCAAUAGAUGUUUUCCCUAUAGAUUCUACCAAUUGCUAUAUUCAGAACUCCGGAAGGAUUUAUCGACAAGCAUUUCCUUGUUUGGGUGGAUCUUUUUGCUGGAUUGAAGGUGAGAACAGGCAGUCCUGUAGUGUGAUGCUUGAGCCUGUCUCGUGCAGGCAGAGAUUCAUGCGGCCUCCUAUACAGGUGACGCUCAAAGGUGUCCUGCAGACCUUGAGCACCCCCUUCCUGUCACAUUCAGCCUUAGAAAAUUGGAUACUGCGGUGCCCGGAUGCAGAGCAUGGCCAGGUGUUGUUUCAGCAUCUGAGGGAGCUGUCCACUGGAGGAUGUUCAAUGCUAGCGGAGGUGAAUGAAGGAGGUGUGGUUUGUUCAGCGGUGCUGUCCGUGCUGUCGUCCUCCACAGCUUUGCUCAAUGUCCUUCAGCCUUUGAUAACUCAGGGAAACGAGCACCUGCCUGAAAGUCUUGUUUCCUCGGAAACCACGGACAUCUCCACGGACUUGCCUGAUGUUGUCACCAGUGUUCUCAAUGUGAUAUACGGCAUCAUGGAGACCGAGGAUUGCACAGAUCAAGCAAAGCAGACAUUUGUUCCUGACUGGGUCAGUCAAGAGCUCAAACAGGAAUCUUGUCCAAGGAACAAUGGCCUGGUAGAGGGUUGGUUCCCUCUGUCUGACCAAUCAGGAAUCAGCUCCAACCUUAUGGAAUCAAUGAGAUUGCUGCAUGCAGCUCCUGAAGAUGAAGAACAUGCAGAGGAGCAUUCAGACUCUCAGGAGGAUCUUACCAGCUGUCUUUCAGAGCUCUAUCAGAGCAGCACAACUAGCUCUAAAAGCAACCAAAGGUCCAAACGAGGUACCCAGCGCACACCAGUAAGACAGAAGAUGAAGACAAUGAGUCGCUCUUUACAGAUGCUGAACGUUGCUCGCUUGAAUGUUAAAGCUCAAAAGAAUCAACCUGAUAGCAGCUCUACUGGUUCUGUCAAAGGGAAUGAAAAAGGGGGAAAGAGAUGCUCUGGCGAUCGAACCAAGCCUGGCCUCCUUCACUUCACCAAUGAGGAAGAGCUGCUCUCCCACCUGAAAACCACUUAUCAGAAAGCUGUGGAGGACAGAUCAGUGUCUGUUCUCUCUCAGGUCCAGGAUUUGCUCUUAGUUUUAAAGGCAUUCAUCAAAACCAACACAGAUGCGGAGGUUUCAUUCUUGGAUUUUGUGCAGAAGAAUCUGUUAAAAACCUCUCAGUCUAUUCGUCAGCUUUAUGGAGACUCUACUGAUGUUGAAAGUAAAAUCAGGGAAUGUCAGGUGCAAGCAGUUCUCAGACUUGAGUUGUGCAGACAACCAGAACAAGAAGAUGAUGAUGUUGUGGAACAGAGAGUGGAGGAUGUGGCUGAUAUGCUUCGGAUUAUCUCUCGGAGUAAGGACGCUAGUUACUUGUCGAAGUUUAUGCAGGAUGAAGUCCUUCCAGUGUAUUUGAACAUCAUCCCCAAGGCUCUGGCCGACGUCUAUCACAGUCUUGGGACUCAGCUUCCAGAGGCGCUCAUUGCCGUUCUUCCCUCUGACUUCUUCAGUGAUGAAUCUUUGGCUAAGGACAGCGUGUCUGUGAGUCCCUCCCCUUUUUCUGCCACGCAGAGCAACGUCUCCAGUGUUGCAGAUCACCUGGAGGAGCUACGCAAUCGCUCCGCUAAGAAAAGAAGACACAACAAGCUUACACGACACAAGAGCAUGACUGAAGCUCCUCAAGCACUUCGACAGAUAGAAAUGCCAAAAAAGUCCACGCGUCUGACAAAGCCAAAACUUUCCGCUCCAGUAGAAAAACCUGCCGUGGAGGAGCCACUUCCUCAAAAGCAAACAGUUCAAGAAGUAACAAAGGUUAGGAGGAAUCUCUUUAACCAAGUGACGGUAUCUCCUUCAAAAAAGUCCAAAAUGCCCAGAAGUCAGUCUGUGUCAGCGGUGGAGGGACUCAGAAAACGAAAGCGGUCAAAUGUGGAGGAUGACGAAAAACAUGCUCUGUUGACAAAGAAAGUAUCUGAGACGCCACUACAUAAGCAGGUGUCUCAUCGCUUACUUCACAGACAAAGAACUGGCAGGAGAUCUGGAGAAUCUGAUGUUUGCAUUAUUGAGGAAUCUCCUAUCAAACCAGCUGCUGACCUAAGGAGGAGUCCAAGAAUUAAAAGUCUUACUAGGCGACAUUCCAGCGUGUUUUAUUCAAGUUCGCAGCCACGUUCCCGAAACCUGGACCGUGCACUAUCCUCCUCUCAGCUUUGCCACUCUGAGGGUAAAGUUUUUGUAGGUGGAUUCAACGUUAGUUCUGUAAGGUCACCAGUUAGGCUUCUUUUCGGCGCCACCCAAUCCCCUGGUAGACUACGGCAGCCAACAUCAUCCUUUUCUGGAGAUCAGGGCAACAAAGAGUCGUCACAUAUCUCUGCAGCUUUUGAGAGUCGUAAUAAAACUCCACAAAAGUUACCUUCUGAUCCAUCUGGAUCUGCUGUUGGGUGCAGAACCCCUCAGUCCCCAAGAACUCCAUGCCGGACAGUUGGAGAGAAUGGGAUGACCCUAAGGGGGUCACCGUCUGCAAAAGUGGUUCACACGCCCAAGAAAAGCCCGCUGAAAGGAAUACUGAAGACGCCAAUGAAAAGCCUCCUGGAUUGUGUUUCUCCAAAUGGUGCUUGGCUGAGGAGCCCAAACAUAAAAACGCCAAAGAAAUGCGUCACUUGGUCUCCAUCUCCACGAAAGCAUCUGUUCGAAAACCCAGUUAAUGUGCCAGUCUCUCCCGUGUUUACAAAAAGGGUUUCACCUAGGCUGCUAACACUGGGCAAGAAUUCCAAUCCAGGUGAAAGGACUGAAGUUUUUAAGACACCUGACAAAGUGCCCCUGAGGAAUUGCAAAGCAUCUCCUGGCAAUGAAGUUUCUGGAAAUCUUGAUCCAGCGGAGUCCACUGUGAAGUCAGGAAAGAUUAGGAGAGCGCUGGCAUUACCUUGCAUGGUUACAAAAGGAUCUGAUGACAUUGGUUUCAUUGACUCAGAGGCAAUUCUUUUUUCACCUUCACCUUUUAAAUUGGAUAUAGAAACAAUAAUAGCAAGCCCCAUCUAUAAGAUGUGCACACGCUCUGGGAUGACGCCUGUAAAAGACUCCUCUUCGCCUUCUAACAAAUUUCAAGCCAUUCUAGGUACUAGCCCUUCUCCUCGUAAGCGUCUAGCUUCACCUAAAAAGAAAUCAAGUGUGUCCCCUGACAUGAAUAAAUCUGGUAUCAGCUAUCAAAGCAGUUUAGUUGGCGAAUCCAAAAACACUGAACAAAAUGAGACCAUCCAUAGAAAAGCUGAGGAGACUUCAUCGUCUGACUCGCAGCAGUUUGAUGGCUCUGAAUUUAGCACUACCACAGAGGAAGAUAGCAUUGAUAUAUCUAACGCAUCGGUAAUAAAGACCCAGCUGACCGGUGGCAUUAAAAUGAACAUUGCUUUCUCCAGAAAAUCCUCUGGAGUUUUCGAAUUCAAUAGCAAACACGCCACCCCAUCUCAAACAACUCCAAGUCGAAGCUACGGCUUCCGUCAGACACCAGAUCGCCGACAAAGAGAGGCAGAAGCCCGUCUUGGAAAGUCACCGGGAACGCCAAAGUUUUCCACCCCAAGAGCAAGAAAAUCUCUUGGGUGUGAAAAAGAGGCCACUGAGCCUCAGCCGCUAACUUAUGAAGUGGAGAUGGAGAUGCUAGCAUCAGGCCUGCCCAAACUGAAGUUAAGACGAAUAGAUUCUUUCAACGCAGGAGAGCCACCUAAUAGUGCAACCAAGGCCGUGCCCCCGCAUCUCAUGCAUCGUAACGUGAGGACCCCGCAAAAUGAAAGCCCUCUCGCGCAGUGUUCUAGACAUCGGGAAUUCGGCUGCAUUUCUCCCUCACUCUGCAGUCGCGGCACCCCUGCCAAAAGUACACCCGGAAACGGCGUACAGACGUACAUAUGUCAGUCAAUGACUCCAACGCGGUAUCCAACAUCUAACCAAUCCCCGCUGGGUGAAAUCACCCCUUUGACUCCAUCUCCCCAGAGUAGAGGGCGGUCGACCCCAGAAAACCUCAACAGUUGGCCACGUAAAAAAAGGGCACGGAUCGAGACGUAUGGGAACAAAGAGCAGGUCAUCAAAGGAGUGCCGCUUCUCGAAAAGACUGGGGUAUUGGAGGAUCCAGAGCUCGAAGGUGUAUUCUAUAUUCAAGGGGCGGACGAGCUUAAAGAAACGGUGAAUGCCCCAACCGGUCAAAGAAAAUUGGGCCUGCUAUCAAGACGGGACCAUCAGUGCUCACCAGAAGGCAUGGACUGGACUGAUACGUUGCAAGAGUGUGAUGUGAUAGAAACCGUUAAGCCUGAACAGUUCACAUGGAUGGGCAGAAAAGUGGAUACACCUCCAGGCCCUAAAAUGAAGAAACCGGUGUCUGCUAGUGGAAUCUUCGCCCUGACGCAGUCACCACUAUUAUACAAAAAAUCAACUGUGACAGGUGGAGCAUCACAAUUUGAUGGAUCGAAGUCUGAUGAUACGUCUCCUCUUUCCCAGUCCAGGCGACAAAGGACGCCAAGUAGGACAUUCCCCCGAAAGAAACUUUUAGACUAACUAACUAAUGUUGCUUUGAGAAAAUGUAAUUUUUAUAAAAUGUUUGUCUGCUUUAAAUGUUGUGUAUAUUAAGUGACAAUUUCUGCUUGUAUGAUAAUGCAUUACACGGUAUUGUAUAUUUUGUUCUUUUUGUAUAUUACAGAAAUGUUGCAACGGGGCAUUUGACCUGGUUUGAUUUUGUGGUUUUUAUGUGUUUUUUUUUUACUCAUUUGGCAGCUGUCAUAAUGUGAAUAAAUGUAAAUGUUAAACAGAUUAUUUUAAUAAAGACACUGUUUUUGAGCCUCUG